UUUGAUGGAGUCGCAAUUUUCAUUUGGUGGACUUUACAGGAAUUUCCUAAUCUUACUUUGGAAUCUGCAAGUAUUCUAACUUUAAUUUUGGUGAAAAAUCCAGUCAAUAUUAUGGUCGAAGCAAAUGUGGGAGCUCAACGAGGAAUGUUAACAAACACAUUAGAAUUCGAAGUACUCAUAAGUACUAUAAAAGGAUUUGCCACUCUACAUAUAUUGAAGUACGCAAAUCAGACAUGGGAGGAAAUCCUACUUGACCUUUUUAAGGAUGUUUGUUUUUGUAAUGCUCGAGUUACAUAUACUCCCAACUCAGAAGUAUUAGAAGCUUUAAAUGUACAUGGAGAGUUACCAGUUGUAGAAUUAACACCAAAUAUGAAUUUCAAAAUGAAUUCCGAGCACGUUAUUAUGAAAGAUUUUUCGUUUGGGGAGAUGGGUGUUCUAACUGGGCGACAUUAUAACUCAAGAGUAAUGGUAGAAACUCCGUGUAUGUGCUAUUUCUUACCUUUAGGAUGUUUUCAUACAAUUUUUGAGAACAAUUCGAGUCCCUAUAAUAACAUGGAAGCUGCUAUGUGGAAACAUGCGACAACUAUGAUUGCUUAUCAAUUACUGAUGGAGAGUCGAGCAUUUACGUCAACUAAAGAAGAAAUAUUUGAAUUAGUUGAUAGAGCUUUUAUUCCCAAUUUAAAAGAUUACAAAAUUUUUGUAGUGCAUAGUGAUAUAGAAGAACUUUUGUUAAUUGAAGGGAUAAUAUUAGAUAUCCCACGGAACAAAAUAUAUAUCGCUCCUUGUUGCAUUCCUAGAAAUGUAGAAAAAAUUGCUUUAUCCAAAAGUCAUCUUUUGAGGCAUGUUUCUAAUAUUUUCACCAAAAUGAUGAUUAUACCUGCUAGAGAUAUAAAACAAGCAGAUCUUAUGAAAUCUGAAGAACGGAUUUCAGAAAUUUGGAGUAGAACUUCUGGAAGAUAUUUAUAUCAAAGUUUAACCAAUAUUAUUGAGUCACCACAGGAAGAUAUAGACAUAAAUGAUUUAGAAGUACAAGUAAAAGAAGAUGUUGACGAAUACAAUUUGCCUGGUACCAAACGUACAACUUGGAAACUUAGAAAGAGUAAAUAUUAUAGAGAUAUGAGACUUUCCAAGAUUCAAGAAAAAUAUAAAUAUGAGGAAAAUUAGACAGACAUUUUUUUAUAAAUCUUGAAUAAAAAAACACCACGGGAAUAUAAGCUGUAAUGUAAAAUAUUUUAAUUAAUGAGUGUAAUCAUCA
Messenger RNA from Aethina tumida (small hive beetle), 1255 nucleotides. RefSeq lists its product as uncharacterized. The coding region runs from base 112 to 1164 and encodes 350 amino acids. The record is from RefSeq and is a predicted model, not a curated record. NCBI's taxonomy places the organism in Eukaryota, Metazoa, Arthropoda, Insecta, Coleoptera, Nitidulidae. The transcript is spliced from 8 exons.